AUGAUCGAUUCAAUUGGCAGCGGGGCCUCAAAUUCGACAACAUCAAAUAACGCGAACAACGAGGUGAUUUUGGCGGCUUUCGAGGCAAAGAGGAGAGCAGAAACAUGUCCCGCUUGUGAUCCAGAGCUAUCGACGUUGGAAAUUGAGGCGGCAGCCGCUGUUCGAGAGGUUUCAUUCGCCGUACAGAACAUCAGCGUGUCGGAAAUAUUGCCGAGAACAACCGAAUUGAUGUUUCUGAAUCUAACGACAAAGGAAGGAUCUUCUUACUGCAUUGAAUUGACGAUAAAAGGAUGGCGGAUAGCAUCAAAUAGAAACGAUUGCAUGAAUGGUAUGCGGUGGUUGGCGGUUUUACUGCUGGCCUCCAUGGCCGAUGGAGUCUCGACGGCAAAACUUCAAGGUGGUUUUGCUGCAAUGUCCAUCGAUUUUGGAUCCAAGUUCUUAAAGAUAGGCCUCGUCAAACCGGGUGUUCCUAUGGAAAUCGUGCUAAACAAGGAGAGUCGUCGGAAAACGCCAGCACUCAUUCACAUAAAAGAUGGAGAAAGAGUCUUUGGUGAUCCGGCAAUGCAGAUUACAAGUCGGCACCCAACAUCCGUAUACGGGAAUCUUCUGGACCUUGUCGCAAAGCCAAUCGACCAUCCAAUUGUGAAGCAAUACCUGGAAAAUUACCCACACUUGUCGCUGAUUCCGACGAACCGAUCAACCGUCGCUCUACCUUUUGGUGAAGAAGCAUACGCCAUCGAAACGGUGCUUGCCAUGAUUUUGUCGAAUGCUCGGGAAGCUGCCGAAGCUUUCGCUGAACAGACUAUCAAAGAUGUCGUCAUUUCCGUCCCCGCAUUCUUCAAUCAAGCUGAAAGAUUGGCGAUUCUCAAUGCUGCAAAAAUUGCAAAAUUGAAUUUACUUCAGUUGAUCAACGAUGGAACAGCAGCUGCCCUUAGCUAUGGAGUCUUUAGACGGAAAGAAUUAUCCGAGAAACAACAGCGGCUUUUGAUUUAUGAUAUGGGAGCCUCAAAAACAAUAACUACUUUGGUUGAAUACAAAAUUGCUAAAGACAAAAAGGGAUACAAAGAACCCCAUCUCACCGUUUUGGGAAUUGGCUAUGAUAGAACGCUUGGAGGCGAAUUGAUCACUUUGCGGCUACAGAAGUUAUUGGUUGAGAAAUUCCGUCACAAUUACAAGACCGAAAAGGACAUUGCCACUAAUCACAAAGCUAUGGCCAAAAUGUACAAAGAGGCGGAACGUGUGAAACAAGUUCUUUCUGCAAACCUGGAUCACUUUGCGCAAAUCGAGAGCGUGCACGAGGAUAUUGAUAUGCGGCUGAGAGUCACAAGAGAGGAACUAAACGGACUAAUUGUGGAUUUGGACGAACGGAUUCUCGCGCCAAUUGAUGGAGCUCUUGAGAUGGCCGGAUUGACUAUGGAUCAGGUUGAUCAAAUCGUCUUGAUGGGUGCUGGAACUCGUAUUCCGAAAGUUCAAGAUUUGAUGCAAACGAGAAUUGGAAGCAAAGAAAUCGGCCGUUUCUUGAAUACUGAUGAGUCGAUUGCUCUUGGUGGUCUUUACCAAGCGGCUUUCUUGUCAAAGGGAUUCAAAGUGAAGACGUUCUACGUUGAGGAAUUGCAGAUAUAUCCCGUCCAAGUUCACUUCAUUUCCAAGCAUAAAGAUGAGUACACCCAAAAAGUUGCGGAAAAAGACAUCAAGAAAUCAAUUUUUCCUUACAAAUCUUUGUAUCCUACAGCAAGAAAGGUGAUGACUUUUACUUCUUAUCAAGACGAUUUUGCUAUUGGACUACACUACGGAGACCUCUCGCACUUUUCGGCUGACCAGAAGAAUUUGUUCGGCAGCACUCACUUCAAUGACAUCAAAAUUGGUGGUCUCAAGAAAGCGCUCGACGAUAAGCUAAACCCCGAAGAAAACGAAUUCAAAGGAGUCAAGGUAGGUUUUUCGCUGGACUACUCAGGAUUGGUUCGAAUUGAUGGCGCCGAGGCAAUCAUUGAGAAAAAGCCCAAGGGUGUUGUGGAAUCUUUGACCAAUACGAUUAGCGGUUUCUUCUCGGGUGAAGGCAAGAAAGAUGAGGGUGACACGACGGAGGAAAAAGUUGAGGAUCCAACGGGUGAAUCGGCUGGAACAAAUCAAGAUCAAAGCACCGAUGAAAAAGUAGCCGAAACCACCGAAAAACCCGACAAGAAGGAAGACGAGAAACCAACCGAGAAAGGAAAGACCGAAGAAAAAUCGACGAACAAAACCGAGACUGCCAAGGAAAUACCAACGACAACCAAGGUUAAACUAUCAGUCACGCGAGAUCACAAGGACAUCAAACCGGUGAGCGUCGACGAGGUGAACUCAUCCAUCAGAUUAUUGGAACGCUUUGAGAAAGAAGAAGUUUUGCGGGCCGAACGUCACUCCGCCGAGAAUGAGCUGGAAGCAUUUGCAUUUGAAGCAAGCACCUUGAUUGACGAGGAGAAGUUCAUUCUUCAUUCAAAUGAAGUUGAACGACAAAAGUUGCAAGCGGAGGUGACACGAGUUCGGGCUUGGCUUGAAGAUGACACGCAACCAUCGACUCCAACAAAAGAUUUCAAAGACAACUACAAGAAGAUCAAGGAAAUCGUUGAGCCGAUCAACAAACGAAUCUCGGAAACACAAAAUCGCCCACCGGCUUUGGAAGAAUUGGAGAAAUUGAUCAACACAACGAUCCAACUUGUCACGCUCACAAAAACUUCACCGAAACGGCCACUCACGAAAAUUGACAAGCUCGUAACAUGGCUGACAAGCAACAAGAAGCAACAGGCCAACUUGCCGAUUAAUGAGGACUCCGUGCUGAAAACGGAGGAUAUUAAGAGCAAGACAUCCGCUUUGCAACGAGCUUUUGCGCAACAUUUCCAAAAGUUGACACGGUUGACGGAAGAUGUCGUCAAAGCAAAAAAGAAAGCGGAACGGGAAGCAAAGAAGAAAGCUGCUGAAGAGAAGAAAGAGACUACAGAGUCAAAAGCCGAGCCACCAAGCGAGGAACCCAAAGAGACGCAAGACGGAAAAGUCGAAGAAGAGAAAACGGAGCUG
Messenger RNA from Mesorhabditis belari, 3051 nucleotides. NCBI's taxonomy places the organism in Eukaryota, Metazoa, Nematoda, Chromadorea, Rhabditida, Rhabditidae. The record is from the annotation of a GenBank genome assembly.